Carassius gibelio (silver crucian carp) is the source of this 4387-nucleotide messenger RNA. Its product is annotated as tripartite motif-containing protein 16-like. Lineage: Eukaryota; Metazoa; Chordata; Actinopteri; Cypriniformes; Cyprinidae. The transcript has 8 exons. The record is from RefSeq and is a predicted model, not a curated record. Gene Ontology annotation, molecular function: zinc ion binding; protein binding. The coding region runs from base 143 to 1783 and encodes 546 amino acids.
UGAAGUUUCAGUAGAGAGAACACCGCUGGAGUUUGUUGUCAUUAAUAUUUUCCCCCUUUUCAGUCAUAACUGAUGCACAGUAAAGAGCAUUGGUAAGAGGGAGUGUAGCGACUCCAUUUUGUGGACGGAAAGCACCAGAUGCAUGUGGAAAUUUAAAAUGGCAGAAGCCAGAUUUUCUCAGGAUGAGUUCAAUUGUCCAGUGUGUCUGGAUCUCCUCGAGGAUCCAGUGAGCAUCCAGUGUGGACACAGUUACUGUAAGAGCUGUAUUACAGGCUGCUGGGAUAAAGAGGAUCAGAUGAGAGUCUACAGCUGUCCUCAGUGCAGACAGACCUUCAGCCCAAGACCUAUUUUAGCUAGAAACACCAUGCUGGCUGAAGUGGUGAGGAAACUGAAGAAGAACAAACCUCCUGCUGACGCUGGAGCUGUGCAGUGUGACGUCUGUACUGGAGAAAAACACAUAGCCGUCAAGUCCUGUCUGGUGUGUCAGGAAUCUUACUGUCAAACUCAUUUUGACCGUCAUGAGGAAUUUCAUUCACGUAAGCCACACAAAGUGAUUGAAGCCACUGGACGACUGCAGGAGAUGAUCUGCCAGAAACAUGAGAAACAUCUGGAGAUGUACUGUAUUACUGACCAACAAUGCAUUUGUGAGCUAUGUACAAAAUAUGAGCAUAAAGACCAUGACACUGUAUCAGCUGCAGCACAGAGGACAGAGAAUCAGAAGCAGCUGAAGGACACUCAGAAGACGUUCCAGCAGAGAAUCCAGCAGAGAGAGAAAGAUCUCCAGCAGCUGAGAGAGACUGUGGAGUCUCAUAAGCGCUCUGCACAGACAGCAGUGGAGGACAAUGAGGUCUUUACAAAAUGUUCCAUUGAGAGAAGCUGCUUUGACCUGAUACAGCUCCUGAUUCCUGAUAUCAGAGAUCAGGUAAAGGUUGCAGUGAGUCAAGCUGAAGGACGCCUGGAGAAAAUGGAGAAGAAAAUCAAUGAUCUGAGGAGGAGAGACACUGAGCUGGAGCAGCUUUCACACACACAGGAUCACAUCCAGUUCCUGCAGAGUUUCCAGUCUCUCUCAGCUCCCCCUGAAUCUACAAAUGUACAUGACGAUCCUUUCAGAUCUGUCUUCUCUUUUAAUGACCUGAGAGAAUCUGUCCAUCAGCUGAGAGACAAACUGGAGGAUUCCUGCAAAGAGGAGCUCAAGAAGAUCUCAGACAGAGUCACAUUCCCCAACAUUGUUCCCAGGCCAAUGAAUGACUUCCUACAAUAUUCCCGUCAGUUCACUCUGGAUCUGAAUACAGUGAAUAAACACCUCCGUCUGUCUGAGAACAACAGAGUGAUUACUGGCACUGGAAAAGUCCACUCUUAUCCUGAUCAUCCAGACAGAUUUGAUUAUUGGUAUCAGGUGUUGUGUAGAGAGAGUGUGUGUGGACGCUGUUACUGGGAGCUGGAGUGGAGUGGGAAUAAUGGUGUGUAUAUAUCAGUGUCAUAUAAGAGAAUCAGCAGAAAGGGUAAGAGUAAUGAUUGUUUGUUUGGAUGUAAUGAUCAGUCCUGGACUUUGGAAUGCUCUCCUUCCAUUAACUCAUUCUCACACAAUAACAUACGGACUGAUCUCCCUGUAAAGUCCAUCAGCAGUAGAAUAGGAGUGUUUGUAGAUCACAGUGCAGGAACUCUGUCCUUCUACAGCGUCUCUGACACAAUGAGCCUCAUCCACACAGUCCAGACCACAUUCACUCAGCCGCUCUAUCCUGGGUUUGGUGUUUAUAAAGAAUCAUCAGUGAAACUGUGUUGAUGAAUCAGAUUAGAAUUGACAAGAGAUUCUACUCAUAAUGCUUUGAGCUGAAUGAUAAAUCAAUAAUUCAAUUCAAUUACAAUACAAAUCGUUACAAAGCAACUUUACAGAAAAUUAUGUUUCUACAAUAUUUAGUAGUAGCUAGUAGUUUGUGCACGUUUGACAGGAUUUUAGAAAAAAAUAAAAAAUAAUAAUAAUACAAGACGUUGUCAGCUAGACGAUGAACUAUCAAUAUUAGUAAUUAAUAGUUAUUAUAUGAUGCAGUCACACAUUUAUCGAUAAUUGUUAGUUCUGUUUGUUGAUUCAGGGUCAGCAUCAUCUGAGGUCCUCUGAGGGUCAGCAUCAUCUCUUCUCAGGUGUUCUGGAUCCAGACUGGAGCUUGUGUAAAUCCUAGUUACCACGGGAUGAAGAUCCAGAAGAAACAGAGAAACACAUAGAGACAUCAUUAGCAUAGCUGCUGAUCCAACAAAGUAAAAUUAGUUUAACCCAAGCUAAUGAAUAAAAAUGCAACUUUGAUCAGAUGCAACUACACUCACAAUUUAAAAGAUAAAUUAUUCGUAUGCUUGGCGAAAGAGAUGUGUUUUUAAUCUAGAUUUAAACAGAGAGAGUGUGUCUGAAACCCGAACAUUAUCAGGAAGGCUAUUCCAGAGUUUGGGAGCCAAAUGUGAGAAAGCUCUACCUCCUUUAGUGGACUUUGCUAUCCUAGGAAUUACCAAAAGUCCAGCGUUUUGUGACCUUAGGGAGCGUGAUGGGUUGUAGCGUGGUAGAAGGCUAGUUAGGUACGCAGGAGCUAAACCAUUUAGGGCCUUAUAGGUAAGUAAUGAGCUGCUGCAUUUUGGACUACCUGUAGCUUGUUUACUGAAGAAGCAGGACAACCACCUAGAAGUGCAUUACAAUAGUCCAGUCUAGAGGUCAUGAAUGCAUGAACUAGCUUUUCUGCAUCAGAAACAGAUAACAUGUUUCGUAGCUUGGCAAUGUUUCUAAGAUGGAAGAAUGCAGUUUUUGUAACAUUGGAAAUAUGGUUUUCAAAAGACAAAUUGCUGUCUAAUAUAACACCCAGAUUUCUGACUGUAGAGGAAGUAACAGUUCAUCCGUCUAGUGUGCAGAUUGUCCAAUAAUUAGUAUCUCUGUCUUAUCCAAAUUUAAUUGGAGAAAAUUAUUUGUUAUCCAAUCUUUUACAUUUUUAACACACUCUGUUAGCUUAGAUAAUUGGGAAGUUUCAUCUGGUCUCGUUGAGAUAUAUAACUGAGUAUCAUCAGCAUAGCAGUGGAAAUUAAUCCCGUAUUUUCUAAUAAUAUUACCAAGGGGCAACAUGUAUAUUGAAAAUAGAAGGGGACCUAGGACGGAUCCUUGUGGCACUCCAUAUUUUACUGAUGAUAAAUGAGAUGAUUCCCCGUUUAAAUAAACAAAAUGGUAGCGAUCGGACAGGUAGGAUCUAAACCAUCUUAGAGCCUGCCCUUGAAUACCUGUAUAGUUUUGUAAUCGAUCUAUGAGUAUGUCAUGAUCUAUUGUGUCGAACGCAGCACUAAGAUCAAGUAAGACUAGAAAUGAGAUGCAGCCUUGAUCAGACGCAAGGAGCAGGUCAUUUGUAAUUUUAACAAGUGCAGUUUCUGUGCUAUGGUGGGGCCUGAAACCUGACCUCAAAUUCUUCAUACAGAUCAUUUUUAUGCAGGAAGGUGCUCAAUUGAGCAGACACUACUUUUUCUAAAAUUUUAGACAUAAAUGGAAGAUUUGAAAUAGGUCUAUAAUUUGCCAGUACACUAGGAUCUAGUUUUGGUUUCUUAAUAAGAGGCUUGGUAACCGCCAGCUUGAAUAGUUUUGGGACGUGACCUAAAGAUAACGACGAGUUAAUGAUAUUGAGAAGCGGUUCUUCGGCUACAGGUAACAGCUCUUUCAGUAAUUUAGUGGGUACAGGAUCUAAUAAACAUGUUGUUGGUUUAGAUACAGUGAUAAGUUUAUUUAGCUCUUCCUGUCCUAUGGUUGUAAAGCACUGCAGUUUAUCUUUGGGUGCGAUGGAUGAAACUGAAGUGUUAGACGCUGUAGAAUCUACAUUCGCUAUUGUAUUUCUAAUGUUAUCUAUUUUAUCAGUGAAGAAAUUCAUAAAGUCAUUUCUAUUUAACAUUGGUGGAAUAUUUGAAUCAGGUGGCGUCUGGUAAUUUGUUAACUUAGCCACUGUGCUAAAUAAAAACCUUGGAUUGUUUUGGUUAUUUUCAAUGAGUUUGUGUAUGUGCUCUGCCCUAGCAGUUUUUAGAGCCUGUCUAUAGUUGGACAUACUGUUUUUCCAUGCAAUUCUAAAAACUUCUAAGUUUUUAGAAUUGCAUAAUAACAGUAAGAUGUUAUAGUAUUUUUUUUCUCUUCAUGACAUAAACACUGCAGUUGAACUUCUUUCACUGAAACAUGUCAGAAUAAAUAUCUGAUAAGUUCCCUUAUAUAGACAGUGUGAGUACUGCUGUUUCUGUGGUCUUCUCAUUUUCCAUUUGUGUUGAUUGAAAUCAGACAUUUAGUUUUUAAUGUAGACACAUCAGUUAUUUUUAUUUUUCCUAUCAAAAUUACCUAUCAAUUCAAAUGAUUACAGUCAAUAAAUGUUUUUCAUGAUUCACCUCA